Closterium sp. Naga37s-1 is the source of this 6111-nucleotide messenger RNA. The record is from the annotation of a GenBank genome assembly. Lineage: Eukaryota; Viridiplantae; Streptophyta; Zygnematophyceae; Desmidiales; Closteriaceae.
AUGCCUUCAUCCCGAUCACCCACUCCGCCAUCCGCCAAUUCCCCCUCUCGUCCCGCCUCCUCCCCCGUCCCCGGCCCCCCACCCUCUUCCCUCCGCCCGCUCACGCUUCUGGCUCCCCCCUCCCCCGCCGCGCAAUUGCCUUCCGCGGGGCAACCUCCCCCCGCGCCAAUUACGCUCCUCCCAUCCCUGCGCAACCUCCCCGGUCCAUCCUUCCCCAAGUCCCCCUCCCCGCCGUCAGACGACCCACCAUGUCUCCCCGCCGACCCCGGCACCACGCUUCACUUGGUUUCCACCACCACCGCGCUCUCCCCCGCGCUGCUCCCUUCCGUUCCGCCGCCCGACCCCCCCGCGCGCCGCAUUAGCCCGCCGCUGCCCCGUCGGAUGCGCAACAUCAGGGACGCACUGGUGGGGAUCAGGGCUGACGCAGCUGAUCAAUUUGUGGCACCUGAAGCACCUGACACGGCACCUGAAGCAGCACCUGACGCGGCACCUGACGCAGCACCUGACGCGGCAACUGACGCAGCACCUGACGCACCUAUGGACAUGGAUCCGUCGCAGCAGCACCUGAGAGAGACCCGGCCGGGGGAAGGUCUCAGUGACGCGGAUCUCGACCCCCGCGCGCGCCUUAUGCGCCCGCCGGCUCCGCCGUCCGCCAGCCGUGGCGGGGCGGAAGGCGGGAUGGCGCGGGAGCGCGUGAGACUGAUGGGCGCGGUACUGCGGGCUGCGCCUGGCGCGCACGCGGCGGGCGGUGGGGCGGAAGGCGGAAGAGUAGGCGCGGGAGCAGUGAGAUUCGCGGAUGGGGUGGGCGAGGGGAACGGUCAAGCGCAAUGGCUACCGGCGGGUGGGGACGAGGGGGUGGGGGACGGGGUGGAGGACAACGAGGCGCGCCGGAAGCGCGCGCGGACGGAACGGCAGGGCGGAGAGGGCGCGGCAGGCGCGGUGGGUGAGAUGGGUUAUGGCGGGGCAUGGCGGGGGGAGCAGGAUAGGGGCGGAAGUGCGGGAUUGGGGGGAUUGCAAUAUGAGGGGCAAGGGGCUGGGCAAGGAUGGCCGGGGGAGGAUGAGCGGAAGCCGGCGCAGGAUCAGGCGCGCGAGCAGGGACAGGGGGAACAGGGGGAGCCAGGGGAGGAAGAAGGAGGGGAGGAGCAGGCUCAGGAGCAAGAGCAGGCGCAAGAGCAGGAGCGGGAGCAGGAAGGGGAGGAGGUAGGGGGGGAGGAUGAGGGGGAAGGCGCGAGCAUUCGGCAGCGGCUGCUGCAGCAGCACAGGCAGAUGCUGGCGGCGGCGCAGCACUCGCUGCUCAUGCGCGGAGGCGGGGAGGGCGCGGAGGGCGCGCACGGCGGAGUGGACCUUCUGCAGCAGCAGCGCCAGCUGCAGCGCCAGUACUUGCGCCUGCUGCAGCGGGACAUGCGCGCGCAGCUUAACAGGGGGACGCCCGGGGGAGGCAGGGGGCGGGGCGGAGCGCUGGGGGCGGACGGGCGCGCGGGUGUAGCAGGCGCAGGGGGAGUUGGGGGACAGGAGAGGAUGUGGGCGGUAGCUGGGGCCGCGGCUGGGCGGCGGGGGCAACAGGGGCAGGUGGGGCAUCAGGGACAGGUGGGGCAGCAGGCAGCAGAUACAGCUGGCAGGAUAAUAUCGUCUCCAGUCGUAGUAGCAGGAGCACCGUCGGCAGCAGCGCCAGCAGCAACGGCAGCAGCGGCAGCAGCGCCAGUGCGGGCAGUUUCCCCCCCAGGCGGCGUGAGAGGCGAGGCGGCGCAGCGGGUGGCGGCAGGGGGGUGGCGGCGGGACGUGCUGGGGGACGGGGUUGCGCGCGCGGAUGCAAGGCGGGCAGGCAGCGGUGUGGAUGAAGGGGCUGGAGAGGAGGCAGGGGCGGAGGCGGAGGGGGCGGCGGAGGCUGAGGGGGAAGGGGAAGCGGGGUGGGAGCAAGGAGAGGGGCGGGAUGACGGGGGAGAGGGCAUGGGCGCGGAGGUGUGGAACGAGCCAGCUGCUGCGGGGUGGGGGCAAAUGAUGGGUGAGACCCGCGCAGCAGUGAUGGGCGAGACCCGCGCAGCAGUGAUGGGCGAGACCCGCGCAGCAGUGAUGGGCGAGACCCGCGCAGCAGUGAUGGGCGAGACCCGCGCAGCAGUGAUGGGCGAGACCCGCGCAGCAGUGAUGGGCGAGACCCGCGCAGCAGUGAUGGGCGAGACCCGCGCAGCAGUGAUGGGCGAGACCCGCGCAGCAGUGAUGGGCGAGACCCGCGCAGCAGUGAUGGGUGCUGCAAGGCCACUGGUGGGUGAGCCUGCGCGGGCGGCGGAGGGGUGGUUCCACCCGGUUGUGCAGGCGGAUAUACGGCGCAGGGCGCAGCAAGGGGGUGCCGCUGCUGGCGCAGCUGCAGGUGGCGCUGUUGGUGUGGCUGGUGCUGCGGGCGGUGGUGAUGCUUAUGGUGGUGGUAAUGGUGGUUUCGAGGAGGAGGCAGGAGAAACGGGCUGGGGGGAGCGCGAGGGAGCAAGGGUGGCGCAUGGGGCGCAUGGGGGGGCACAUGGGGCGCAUGGGGCGCAUCCCGCGCCUGCUGUACCCUCAGAGCGUGUGCUUGUAACGGGGCCGUUCCUCUUUUCGACGCAGCAGCUGGGGGGGCGCGCGGAAGAGGGGCUCCGCAGCAACUCUAACGUUUGUGCGCCCCCCCGCGCGGGGGGCAUGGGCGCAGGCGUGGGGGAGCGCACGGGGAGCUCGCUGGACGAGACUGAGGAAUCGGAGGGGAGUGGCGGAGGCGCGGGGGAAGGGGGAGGCGGAGGGGGAGGGGGAGGGGGAAGGGCGCGGGAGACGGAGAGGGAGGAGUUGGGGAGAGGAGAGGGGGGAGGGAGGGGCAGGGCGGGGCAGGGGAGUCGGUUGGCGGUGGUGUGCGGGGUGGCGCGAGGGGGAAAGGGGGAAGGGAGGCAGAUGGGAGGCAGGGAUGCGGAGCAACGGAAAGCGGGGGAGGGGAGAGUGCAGGGCGGCAAUGCGUCAGGCAGUGGCGCAGGUGGCGCUGGUGGUGGCGGAAGGGCGGCUGGCGCUGCUGGCGCAGGUGGUGAUGUGGGCAUUGGUCAUGGCGGAGGGCCAACAGCGGCAGGCCGGGCAGGAGUGGCAGCAGGGGUAGCAAUGCCGCAGGCGCCACUGGCAGCAGGCCCCAGGCAGCUGCAGCAGCAGCAGCAGCAGCAGCAGCAGCAGCAGCAGCAGCAGCAGCAGCAGCAGCAGCAGCAGCAGCAGCAGCAGCAAUGGCAGCAGCAACCGCAGCAACAGCAGCACUGCCACGAGCCUUUGCCGCCACCGCCACCCCCACAUCAGCAGUUGAGGCAAACGCAUGGGAUGGUGGAGAGAGGAGCAGCAGGCGGGGCAGCAGCAGCAGCAGCAGCAGCAGCUGUUGCUGCUGGUGCGCCUGGGAGAGGCAGAGAUGGAGGCCCAGCCACUCUACCCACCACCGCCCUCUCCUCCGCACUUCAACCACCCUUCCUCCGCCACCCUCCUCCCCACCUCCCCCACACACCAUCCGCACCCGCCACUCUUCAACCCCCAGCCCCUCCCCCCGUCCGCGCUGCAGCAACCCCCUCCCCUCCGCCCCCGCACCUCCCCUCACCACCCGCCAUGCCGCCUCCCAGGCUGGACCCACCAGCAGCCGCGCCUCAACCCAGGGUAGACUCGUCCUCUAUCACACCUCAACCGUUACUGUCGCUGCGGCGCUGGUUGAACCGGGCAGGCAGGGAGGUGGAUAGGCUCGAGAGCCUGUUCCUGUUCGCGCAGGUGGUGGACAUGGUCGCUGCCGCCCACACGCAGGGCCACGUGGUUCGCCACGUGCGGCCGGCGUGCUUUGUCCUGUCCGCGCACCGAAGGGUGGUGUACCACCCGCCAUUCCUGCGGGCGCGAGCCGGGGAGGCGGGGGAGGGGGAAGCGGGGGAAAAGGAGGGGGAGAUGGGGGAGAUGGGGGAGGAUGGUGGUGGAGGGCAGGCGCGGCUGCAACAGCAGCAGCAGCAACAACAGGAGGAGGAGCAGCAGCAGCAGCAACAGCAGCAGGGAUGGCGGCAGCAAGAGGAGGGGGGCGGGGGCGGAGGGGCAGCAGAGGGGGCAGUGACGUGGAGGGAGCAGCAGGCGGAGGCAUGGCAGCGGGCAAUGCUGCAGGAGCAGGGGGAGGAGGGGAUGGUGGCGCAGGGGCAUCUGGGGCAGAGGCAAGUGGGAGGGAGGGGGGGGCGAGCAGCAGCAGGGCGGGGCAUGGCAGGGCAGCAGCGAUUAACCCCCGGUGCUGGAGGGGCAGAGGCAGGAGAACGAGGAGGAGGGGACAUGCAGUGGGGAGGGGAAGGGGGAAGGGCAGGGGGAGAGGGGGGGAGGGCGGAGGAGGAGGAGGUGCGGUGGUACACGUCACCGGAGGAGGCAAGGGGCGACCCUGUGGGGGCGGCGUCUGACGUGUUCAAGCUGGGCGUGCUGUUCUUCGAGCUCUUCUGUCCCUUCACCAGCGCCACGGAGCGAAGCAUGAUCAUGGCGGACCUCUGCCAUCGCAUCUUGCCGCCGCGCCUGCUCUCCCAUCGCCCCAAGGAGGCUGCUUUCUGUCUCUGGCUGCUGCACCCGCAGCCCGCCGCACGCCCCACUGCCUCGGAGGUGCGCAGCAGUCAACUUCUGGCAGAUGUAGCGAGCAUGUUCGCCCACAGGGGGCAGCAGGCGGGCCUAGAGGCACAGGAGGCGGAGUGCGACGUUCUGCUCGCCUUCCUCUCGCGAAUCCACCUCGCCAAGCAGUCUGCCGCCCAGAAACUCGCCCUGGAUCUUGGGCGGCUCACUGGGGACAUCCACGAGGUGCACCGCAGGCGGGCGGCGGUGAUGGGCGGCCAGCAGGCGCACGGGCGGCACGUGCACGGGCAGCAGGGGCAAGGGCGGCAGGUGCACGCACAUGGAUCGGGGCAGUCUCAGAGGCAGCAGGGGCAGUCUCAGGCGCAGUCUCAGCCGCUCAUGCUGCCGGCCCCGUCAGCACAGACGGUAGAGGAGCGGGAAGGCGGCAGAGGGGGUCGCAGGGAGGGUGGCUGGGAGGGUGGGAGGGAGGGUGGGAGUGACAUGAGCGGAGGGGCAGAGAGGGACCUGUGGGGUGCCUUUUCCCCUCGCUCCCCCCGCCCUGGGCUCAUCCCAGGCUCUCAUGCCGCUGCUACUGCUGCUGCUGACAUGAGUGGAGUGGUGAGCAUGGGUGGGGGAGGGCGAGAGACGAGAGGGAGGUGGCCGGCAGGUGAAGCGGAGGAGGCACGAGAAGGGGCACGGGAAGGGGCACGAGAAGGGGCACGAGAGGGGGCACGGCAUUUCCCUUCAUCUGUUCCUGCCGGUGCUGCUGGCGUUACUGCUGCUCCAUUCGGCAUGGGACGGCCGCGGGGGGCGAGGAGGAGCGUGCGGUUACUGCGUAACCUGGACCGGUUGGAAGAGGUGUAUUUCGCCAUGCGCUGGAGAGUAGAGGCGGCCAAUGGGGGACCUGUCGGGGCAGCAGCACCUGCUUCGACUGCUGCUGGGGGGGCAGUGUUUGGUGCAGGACGGGAAGCAGCAGGUGGGGCAGCAGCACCAGCAACAGCAGCAGGGAGAGCAGGAGGACCCAUGGCAGCACCACAGCAGCAGCAGCAGCAGCAGCAUCUGCACGAGCAGCAGCAGGGAGGCGCGGAGGGCAGCAGGGACCUACUGGGCGAGUUCUUCGACUCGCUGUGCAAGUUCGCCCGCUACUCGCGCUUCGAGGUGCGCGCCACGCUGCGCCACGCGCACCUCCUCAACGCGGCCUCCAUGGUCUGCUCCCUCGCCUUCGACCGCGACGCGCAGUUCUUCGCCACGGGCGGCGUCUGUCGGCGCAUCCGGAUCUUCGAGUGCGAGAGCGUGCUGGCCGGGCGGCGAGUGGACGUGCACUAUCCGGUGGUGGAGAUGGGGUGCCGGGCCAAGCUGUCGUGUGUGAGCUGGAACGGGUAUAUCAAGAACCGGCUUGCUUCAGCGGAUUAUGACGGGGUUGUACAGGUGAGCAGUGGGGGUGGAGAAGGGGAACGUGCGUGCAUGACACCAAGUGGACGUGCGUUACCCCGUGGUGGACAUGGGGUGCCGGGCGAGGCUUUCUUGUGUGAGCUGGAACGGGUAUAUCAAGAAUUGACUCGCCUCUGCUGA